AUGUGCCGGCCCGGACCAGUGAAACGCAGCGGUAGGCGGGGCGAAGCGAGGCGGACCAAUGGGCGGUUACUAAGUAGGAUAGGGUUCUGCCUGGCCGCAGAACCAGUUAAGAGCCUGGUGUGCCCACAAUUUGAAACAACUAAGUCAUUGGUUCUGAGAGUGUGUCAGAAGAAGCAACAUGGUUCUCACAAGCUUCAGAAUCAGGAUGUCAACUAUGGUUUGCUUCAUGCAGAGACAGCUUGUCGAAGAUCUGUGGCCUGCAAAUUUCCUCCCUUAAUUUUUGAAAAUUCAGAAGUAUGUUCAGUCCACUCCACAGAUACGCUGAGUCAUGCAGGAAAGAAUACACAGCAUUCUCACAGCCAGUUCAAGAAAGGGAUAGGAUCAAAAGCUAACAUUCAGGUGAAUGGUUCUGAGAACUGUAGUGAAACACCAUUAUCUAUUUCUCAGCCUGUAGGGCCAGACGUCUUCAGUCCACUAGGUACAGGGAUGCCACAGUUGCCUUCUUUAAGGAAUUGUACAUGCAGCAGUGCUCUGCCACAAAUCAGUAGUCAUGCUGAGUUGGUGUCCAGUGUCCUCCACUGUGGGAGGGAGCAAUUGGCAGGAACACUAGUUAUGGAUACUCCUGAGCGUGAGUAUGGAAUAAAGGUCACCUGGAGGCGUCGGCCUCAUCUCCUUAAGUACCUGAGAGACAGAGGGAAGCUGAGUACUGCUGACAUACUGGUGAAGACAGACAUUGAACUCUAG
Molecule: messenger RNA, 744 nt
Organism: Meleagris gallopavo (turkey)
Lineage: Eukaryota; Metazoa; Chordata; Aves; Galliformes; Phasianidae
Source: RefSeq, a predicted model, not a curated record